Molecule: messenger RNA, 2124 nt
Organism: Scomber scombrus (Atlantic mackerel)
Lineage: Eukaryota; Metazoa; Chordata; Actinopteri; Scombriformes; Scombridae
Gene: ptar1
Product: protein prenyltransferase alpha subunit repeat containing 1
Exons: 7
Coding region: 15-1421 (468 amino acids)
Biological process (GO): protein prenylation
Cellular component (GO): cytoplasm
Molecular function (GO): protein prenyltransferase activity
Source: RefSeq, a predicted model, not a curated record
UAGGCGUCCUAAAAAUGGCGGAGUCGGAGGAGGAGGUGGACGUCCUGGUCCAGAGAGUUGUCAAAGAUAUCACUAACGCCUUCAAGAGGAACCCCAACAUUGAUGAGAUCGGUGUGAUCCCGUGUCCAGAGGCGCGCUACAAUCGCAGCCCCAUCGUGCUGGUGGAGAACAAGCUGGGUGUUGAGAGCUGGUGUGUCAAGUUCCUUCUGCCAUAUGUCCACAACAAACUGCUGCUCUACCGUCAGCGCAAACACUGGCUGGACAGGGAAGCUUUAGUGGAUAUCACCUGCACUCUGUUGCUGCUUAACCCGGACUUCACCACUGCAUGGAAUGUCAGAAAGGAGCUGCUACAAUGUGGAGUUCUUAACCCAGAGAAAGACCUCUACCUGGGCAAGCUGGCCCUCACCAAGUUCCCCAAGAGCCCGGAGACGUGGAUACACCGGCGCUGGGUGCUGCAGAAGAUCCUGAGGCAGUCCUCUGCUGCGGGCUGCAGGAAGCAGCAGCAGCAGCAGCAGGAUGAAGCAGAGCAGGCUGAUGUAGGCAGGAGUCAGCAGCUCAGUGACCAUCUGGCCAGGACACUCCACCAAGAGAUGAGGGUGUGCUCUGACGCUGCCGGUCGCUAUCCCAGCAACUACAACGCCUGGUCCCACCGCAUCUGGGUGCUGCAGCACAUGGCCAUGGGUAACAUCAAGGUUUUCCAUGAUGAGCUGUCCUCUAUGCGCCUAUGGGUGUCCAUGCACGUCUCUGACCACAGUGGCUUCCAUUACCGCCAGUUCUUGCUCAAAGAGGUGAUCACUGAGCUCUCUCACAGUUCCAGCAACAGCGGUUCACCCGAGCACCGGUCCAGCACCGUCCUCAGCAGCAGCCCAAACCAUCACAGCCACAGCCAGGCUAAUGGAGAACUGUCAGGGGCGGAGGCAGCGGACGAGGUGGAGAACCAGCUCGGCCUCAGCGCAGUCUUUCAGCUCUUCCACCAGGAGAUGGAGCUCUGCACAGACCUGAUCCAGUCCUUUCCUGGACAUGAGACACUCUGGAGUCACAGGCGGCAUGUCUUCUAUCUGUGGCACCACUGGAGGAGGAAACACCAGCACCACCACUGCAACAGCACCAAUGGAGGCAGCAACUCAGUCCACCUUAACGACAGUGAGCCGGGCCUGCAGAAGCCGGCCGUCCAGGGCUCUGAAGAUGAGGAGGUUGUAAACAGACAGAGGCCUGCUGGUGAAGAUAUGGAGGUAGACAGGGCGUCUCUGCCAGAUUCACGUGACAGCAAGCGUCUAAAGAGAGGUGCCUGCCCCCCCACGCUACCCUUAGAGCACAGCUUUGUGAGCAGGAUCCUGGACAGCUGCUGUAACCCUGAGCAGAGACGCUUCGCCCUGGCAUACAGGAAGUGGUUAGACACCGUCAUUGGUCAGCAGCCUUGAGAACGAGUACAGUUGGCCCCAUCCUUUCUCAACAUUGAAGUUGCCUUUAGACACAGAUUUAGGAUCAGCUUACCUACCUGUAGUGCUGACUUUAACCAGUAGUAAGAUGCAGUGAUGACUUUAGAAACCACUCCCGGGGCAAAAGCUAGUUAACUUCCUCGCUUCCUGACACUGAGUAGAGACGGUGGGGUCGUAGUAAGGCUGUUCUUCCUCAGAAACAUCUGGAUCCUCUUGAGCUUGGUCUAAGCCAGGAACCCCUUCAGAAUGGAAAUCUGCACACACAAUGCAUACUGGCUCGCUACAUGUCCGUUAGUCGAUUCUACUCUUAUUUCAGGUGUCUCGAUGUCUCAGGUCAAAUUCCCACUGCUUUUAUUUAUUGCCAGUAUUUCAGCAAAGGAACUAAAUGAAGCUGCCACAGCAGGAGGAGAAAUGUGAGAGCAGAGCACAAUGAUAAAAAUCACUAAAAGCUCAUUAUAAACUAACUUGUUGGAUCUGAUUGUAUAGAAUGCUAAAAUGGCCAAUAUUACAUUAUGAAGUAAUUAUAUUAAUAGUGGUUAUUUUUAUGAAUAGUCACUAUUUCUAUUUUCAGUUUAAUUUGAAUUCACUUUUUAUAGAUAUUUUAAUUUUAAAAUUGCCCUCUUUUUAAAUAGUGUAUUUUACUCACAUGAUUGGCUGGAGGUAGAGGAGGGUGGGGAUUGGUGAU